AUGCCGUCGCGCCCCCUCCCCGUGAACAGCGACGGGUACUGGGCAGUGAUCAGCAGCGGCAUCGUCUUCGGGACGUUUUUACUCGAGUCCUACAACAUGAGCUCAUUCGGCGGCUGGGACGUGCUGUACCGCGACGACAUCAACCCGAUGACAGGGCUGAUAUCUAUGCAAGACCUCACGGACAUCGAGGACGCGUACAACGCGCUGUUUUUCUUCGAGUUCUGUCUCCGCGCAUGGGCCGCGGAUUUCAAAAAAGAAUUUUGGCUGAACCCCGUCACUGCGGUGGACUUCCUCGCGACGGCGCCGCCCGCGCUCGCGCUCAUAGGGAUGAUGGAAUCCGCUUCGCCGGUGUACCGGUUCUUGCGUCUUCUAAGGGUGUUGCGCCUGCUCAGGUUGCUCGACCGCAACGCGGAUAGCGUUCUGUUCGGGCUCGUGAAGACGGAUUCCAUGGGUGUGCAGCUCAUCGGCAUCGGCGCAGAGGUACGCGAGCCGAUUGUUGAGACUGUUCCCCGUAUAACCUUCGUCUGCAUCUUCAUCAUUGCCGCGGGGGUCAUCUUCGACCUCGAGUACGCGGUCAACGAGAAUGUGAACACGCUGAACGACACGCUGUACUGGGCGAUUCUGACCCUGACUGGGAUCGGUCAGCCGUUCGAGGUAGUCACUGCGGGCGGACGCAUUGCGACGGUGUUGUCCAUUGCCGUUGCGCUCAUCGUCGUCCCGGGUCAGCUCGCGAAGCUCGCGACCGUCGCGGGGGCGCAGGACAUAAUGUCCGGGAUGUUCAUCACCGACGAAGGCUCCUCGGAGGACUCGUUUGACUCCAUGGACGAGGUCGGUAGACUACUCCCCAUUCGACCGCCCUGGAGUGUUGAACAUCGAUUCUGGAGGACUUUUCCCAACGUUUCUCUUUACCCGCGCUUCCCUCUCAUUUUUGACCAAUAA
Micromonas pusilla CCMP1545 is the source of this 939-nucleotide messenger RNA. RefSeq lists its product as uncharacterized. NCBI's taxonomy places the organism in Eukaryota, Viridiplantae, Chlorophyta, Mamiellophyceae, Mamiellales, Mamiellaceae. Gene Ontology annotation, cellular component: membrane. Gene Ontology annotation, molecular function: potassium channel activity. Bases 1 to 939 code for a protein of 312 amino acids. Gene Ontology annotation, biological process: potassium ion transmembrane transport. The transcript has 3 exons. The record is from RefSeq and is a predicted model, not a curated record.